CAGUUGCUUUUUCAAUUCCUGAAAUUUAAUAGUCAUGACUAAAUGUUCUAGCCCUGUUACCGCUGUCCACAAAGAAGAGCAGGCCAGCAACAUCCGCCCGCAUGGUGGCAAAAAAUUAUCAAAAAAUCCCCAAGGGGGGGCGAAGCGCUACCUAGCGGCUUCAUGUCCGUGGGGUCGCGUGAUCUCUCUGUCUCGUAAAAAACUCUCCAUCGCCCCCACUGAAGGAUUCACGAAGGGAGUCGCCGAGGCCCCCGACGGCCCGUGGCUCCCAGCUCCAGCGCCAGGGAGUAAGGCCCCUGCGUCCAACAAUCGGUGAGGCCACUUCUGGGUCUGCAGCUUCCUGACCGCCACUUGAGUGUGCCGUGGGAUGCCAGGGCUCCCGUUUGUUGCACGACGCCACUAAGCCGAGAAAUGAAUCCUCAGGUUUGACAGAAGUAAACUAACCACGCACUUUCUCUUCUCACCCCGACGUCGCAAAGGUCUCCUUUGCAGAGGGGAGCUCGAGGUACCUACCCACCCAACCAAAGGGCACUCCGGCAUCGUUCGCUUUCCACUCGGGAGGGAGACACGUAUCCCGGCGUCCUCUGGGCCGGCGCUGCUCUGGCCGGCGCCCGGCGUCUCUAUGGUGCUGACCGAGUGAAGCGGAGAGAGGCGGGGCCGCUGUUCGCGCCGCUGCUGGCUUCCGCCGUGAGAACCGAGGGGUGCUGGGAAUGUAAACAAGAACAGACUAUUCAUUCCUGAUGGCUGUUAGUAUAUACUGAGAUAUGGCAUCUGAGACUGAGAAAACCCAUGCUCUUCUCCAGUCUUGUAGCACUGAAUCCCUUAUUUCCAGCCUUGGUCUGGGGAUAUUUUGUCUUGUAGCUGACAGACUUCUUCAGUUUUCCACAGUUCAGCAGAAUGACUGGCUUCGAGCCUUCUCAGAUAAUGCAGUACAUUGUGUGAUUGGCAUGUGGUCAUGGGCAAUAGUCACUGGAAUCAAGAAGAAGACUGAUUUUGGAGAAAUUAUUUUAGCUGGAUUUUUAGCCUCUGUUAUUGAUGUAGACCACUUUUUUCUAGCUGGAUCCCUGUCUUUGAAGGCUGCUUUGACACUUCCAAGAAGACCUUUCCUUCACUGUUCUACUGUGAUACCCAUCGUGGUUCUGACCCUGAAAUUUACUAUGCACCUUUUCAAGCUCAAAGACUCAUGGUGCUUUCUUCCCUGGAUGUUGUUUAUAUCCUGGACCUCACACCAUAUCCGAGAUGGGAUUCGUCAUGGCUUAUGGAUAUGCCCGUUUGGAAAAACUUCUCCUUUGCCUUUCUGGCUUUAUGUAAUAAUCACAUCAUCUUUACCUCACAUCUGUUCAUUUGUUAUGUAUUUAACAGGGACCAGACAAAUGAUGUCUUCAAAACAUGGAAUUCAUAUUGAUGUCUGAGGUAGCCAUAUGGCUGUCUUAGAGAAGCAAAUGGUUUAGAUGAUGAUAAUUUAGGAUAGCCAACAUUAAAGUGAAUUUUUAAAAAGUA
Molecule: messenger RNA, 1500 nt
Organism: Microcebus murinus (gray mouse lemur)
Lineage: Eukaryota; Metazoa; Chordata; Mammalia; Primates; Cheirogaleidae
Gene: TMEM267
Product: transmembrane protein 267
Source: RefSeq, a predicted model, not a curated record